UCGGCUUCCACUUAGCGCGGUCUCCACGUAGCGCUUCCCCGGCUACGGAUUGCGCAACUCAGGCAGCCGGGAGGAGCCUGGACGUAGGCGGAGCAGCGACCGGCGGGAGAACGCCCCGGGUGCAGACGCCACAAGGAAGCCCCGACAGCCCUCGAGACGCCCACUGACUGCGCCUGCGCACGCUCGAUCCAGGCCGCCGACAUUCCAGAGCCGCAAUCCGUCCAGCCCCAAUUCCGGGGCGGAGUUCUUGGCUGCGCCUGCGCACAGCCUCGCCGCACCCUACGCCUGCGUGCUUAGCCAGCCCGGCCCCAUCCCCCAGAUUUUUUCGGGUGGGGGAGGGGGCGCGUCUCGGCGAGUCACGUUGAUGGCGGCCACCAGCUUGUGGUGAGCUAGCGGAUUCUCUGCUUGUCUCGCAGACCCCUCGUGCCUCUUGGACUCAGUGGCUGGCGCCGGGCGCGUGAGGAAGCACGGCGGCCCAAACUCUCGGGGAAGGCCGCAGUCGCGGAGGCAGCGGCGCGGCCCGGGCCCAGGGCUGGGGGAGAGGCCGCUCCGCAGGGCGAAUGUGACAAGCCCCCACCCCCACCGCCUUCCUCCCGAGUGCGCUAGGAGCGCGGGCGACCCCGGGGCCCCGCCAGGCCACAGACCCCGCCCAGCGGCCAGCACCCGGAGCAGGCCCGGCAGCGGAGCUGCGCGGCGGCACCAUGCUGGUCACCCUGAAGACCCUCCAGCAGCAGACCUUCAAGAUCGACAUAGACCCCGACGAGACGGUGAAGGCGCUGAAAGAGAAGAUUGAAUCUGAAAAAGGGAAAGAUGCCUUUCCUGUAGCAGGUCAAAAAUUAAUUUAUGCAGGAAAAAUCCUCAAUGAUGAUACUGCUCUAAAAGAAUAUAAAAUUGAUGAAAAAAACUUUGUGGUGGUUAUGGUGACAAAACCCAAAGCAGUGACUACACCAGCACCAGCUACAACCCAGCAGUCAAAUCCUGCCACCACGACCACAGUUAGCUCCACCACAGCUCCAGCUGUGGUCCAGGUCCCGACCUCUCCUCCCGCUUUGGCUCCCACUCCUACCCCUGCGUCCAUCACUCCAGCAUCAACGACAGCAUCUUCUGAACCUGCGCCUGCUAGUGCAACGAAACAAGAGAAACCUGCAGAAAAGCCAGCAGAAACACCAGUGGCUACUAGUCCAACAUCAACUGACAGUACAUCAGGAGAUUCUUCUCGGUCAAACCUUUUUGAAGAUGCAACAAGUGCACUUGUGACAGGUCAGUCUUAUGAGAAUAUGGUAACCGAGAUCAUGUCAAUGGGAUAUGAGCGAGAGCAAGUAAUUGCAGCCCUGAGAGCCAGUUUCAACAACCCUGACAGAGCAGUGGAGUAUCUUUUAAUGGGGAUCCCCGGAGAUAGAGAAAGUCAGGCUGUGGUUGACACCCCUCCAGCGGUUAGUACCGGGGCUCCUCAGUCUUCAGUGGCUGCCGCUGCAGCAACUACGACAGCAUCGACCACAACAGCAAGUCCUGGAGGACAUCCUCUUGAAUUUUUACGGAAUCAGCCUCAGUUUCAACAGAUGAGACAAAUUAUUCAACAGAAUCCUUCCCUGCUUCCAGCAUUGCUACAACAGAUAGGUCGAGAAAACCCUCAAUUACUGCAGCAAAUUAGCCAACACCAGGAGCAUUUUAUUCAGAUGUUAAAUGAACCAGUCCAGGAAGCCGGCGGGCAAGGAGGAGGGGGCGGAGGUGGCAGUGGAGGGAUUGCCGAAGCUGGAAGUGGUCACAUGAACUACAUUCAAGUGACGCCUCAGGAAAAAGAAGCUAUAGAAAGGUUAAAGGCACUAGGAUUUCCUGAAGGACUUGUCAUACAAGCAUAUUUUGCUUGUGAGAAGAAUGAGAACUUGGCUGCCAAUUUUCUUCUACAGCAAAACUUUGAUGAAGAUUGAAAGGGACUUUUUUUUAUCUCACACUUCACACCAGUGCAUUACACUAACUUUGUUCACUGGAUUGUCUGGGAUGACUUGGGCUCAUAUCCACAAUACUUGGUAUAAGGUAGUAGAUUGUUGGGGGUGGGGAGGGAGGGAUCUAGGAUACAGGGCAGGGAUACAUACAGUGCAUGUCUGCUUCAAGUAGCAGAUGCCGCAAAUCCACACAGUGUGUAAAAUAUUAUACAACCAAAAAUCAGCUUUUGCAGGUCUUUAUUUCUUCUAUAAAACAGUAGGUAACUUUUCCUAGGUUUCACUCUUUUUAGUGUACUAGAUCCAGAAAUUUAGUGUAAUGCCCUGCUUUAUAUUUCUUUGACUUAACAUUGGUUUCAGAAAGAAUCUUUGCUACCUAGAAUUUACAGUCUCUAUUUCAUGGCAACACUGGAUAAUGGCUUUGUGAAAUUGAAAAAAUUUUGGAGCAAUUGUAAACAGAAAUGCCAAAUUAUUGAUGGUUUUUGUUGCUGCUUCAAAUACGUAUUGAAUUAAUGUGUAAGAAAGCCCAUUCUUUCAUGUUAAAUACUUGGGGUUGGGGAGGGGAGAAGGGGAACCUUUUCUUAAAAUGAAAAUAAUUACUGCUAUUUUAAAAUUUCUUGAUCAUCGAAUGUGAGACCCUUCUAACAUGAUUUGAGAAGCUGUACAAGUAUAGGCAGAGUUAUUUUCCUGUUUACAUUUUUUUUUUUUUUUUUGGUUUGUUUUGGGAAAAAAUUGGUAGGUGUCUAAUUACUGUUUACUUCAUUGUUAUAUUGCAGUAAAAGUUUUAAAACCACCAUUGCAUGUUUGCUUUUGAUGUAUCCCUUUGUGAAAUUAGCACUUUGGGGCCAAUGGAGAAAUGCAGCAUUCGUUUCCCUCUCUUCCCCUUCCCUCUGCAGAAAUGUGUUUGUCAAUAAGUCGUGAGUUCAAAUUGCUGCCUUUUUUUUUAAAACCCACAAGAUGCUGAUUCAGUUCAAAAUUAGCUAAUGUUUCAAAGCUGGGUUUCUGAUAUUUAUAAGUGUUUUUCCUUAUUAGAUAAGAAUAUAUGACCAUUAAAGUCAUUAGGAUUAUAUUACUUUCAAAAAAGAAGGUGGACAAAAGUAUAAAUCCAGCAUCUCUUAUUGCGUUGGAAAGACUGGCAUAAUCUUUUGGAAGGGUUGGGAGAUGCAGCUGGAAAAGUACUUUGGAAAAUAUACAAUCAAAAAUAUCUCAUGGCAUAUUAAAAGAAAAUCUUAAUAGCAGUGUUGGCUUUUAUUUGGAUUUUUUUCAGCUCUUUUUUAUUAGACUCUCCUUCAUUGGCAUAUUAUUGGAUCAUAAAGAGGGGGAAAAUAUCUCCUUGUUUAGUUUUUCAAAUCUUUUCUUCUGAAUAUAAACAAGACUGUUUAAAGAAAUAAUUUUUUUCCCCUACCAUCUGAUACUGAGUAAAGAAAAUGAAUUUGCACAGAUGUCUCCCUGCAUAAUCUCUUGCAAUAAUCCUUAGCAAGGUUUGGAGGUGACUUUGAAGCUUUUACGUCAUGCACUCGUACCUGUCUCUUAUGAAAAUAAAUGAAGCCAUGACUUCUCCCCACAGUGUUAUCAUGUAGUUUAAUCUUCAUGCUUAUACCUUAAAUACAGCAGACCUUUGGACUUUGUAUUGCCUGUAUGUUUUAUAAUGGAUCAUGCAAAAUGUCUCAGGAGAAUAAAAUGAGGAUUUGUAAAUAUGUUCAUCUUUCAAGGCAGAGUUGAGUUGGGAAGAGGGUGGCAUUUCUGGUCGGAGGAUGGAAUAUUUUCAUUUAUUUUAUGCCAUUUUAUCUGCCACCUAAUUGCUCAGCAUAGCGAAAACUGGAAAAAAGAAAAGCAAAAACAAACCAAAACCCCAGCAGCAGACUCUUCUUUUCUCUGGAAAGUGACAGCAGAAGUUGGUGGCACGGAGUUUUUGUCCUUGGACAACAAAACCACAAAUAGUGGGAUUAAUAAUUACAAGAAGACAGUUUCAGGCCAAGUUUUGACCAUUCUUUACAGUACCUUGUUUUAUCUGCUUAAAGAAUUAGCCAAGAUGCUGUGAAAGAAAUAGGCUUUUUGUGACCUUUUGCUGUUACCUUUAAUUUACAGUUCUGGUAAAUCUUUUAAUGUAAGUGGCUCUUUGACUUUGGAAUUUUUUUGCAUUUGAGGUAUUCUGUCAUCUAUUUCUUGAAAUAUUUUUAUUGUUUAGUUUCUCUAUGGAAAUGUGAGGAAGCUUAAGUUUAUAUUUGUUAAAUUCUUAUUGCCAUCCUCUAGUCAAAUAUGUCUUUUGCAUUGUUUAAAAAUACUGAAGUGUUCCACCAUAUAAAUUUUUCCUGUACCAUGGCUAGGAUUCUAGAGAAUUAAUUAUAAAAUAUUUUCAAUACA
Molecule: messenger RNA, 4304 nt
Organism: Leopardus geoffroyi (Geoffroy's cat)
Lineage: Eukaryota; Metazoa; Chordata; Mammalia; Carnivora; Felidae
Gene: RAD23B
Product: RAD23 homolog B, nucleotide excision repair protein
Exons: 10
Coding region: 702-1928 (408 amino acids)
Biological process (GO): nucleotide-excision repair; proteasome-mediated ubiquitin-dependent protein catabolic process
Cellular component (GO): cytosol; nucleoplasm
Molecular function (GO): proteasome binding; polyubiquitin modification-dependent protein binding; damaged DNA binding
Source: RefSeq, a predicted model, not a curated record